Messenger RNA from Ogataea parapolymorpha DL-1, 1077 nucleotides. RefSeq names its product Aryl-alcohol dehydrogenase. The transcript has a single exon. The coding region runs from base 1 to 1077 and encodes 358 amino acids. Lineage: Eukaryota; Fungi; Ascomycota; Pichiomycetes; Pichiales; Pichiaceae. The record is from RefSeq and is a predicted model, not a curated record.
AUGUCUUUCCUAGAGAAGUCCUUUAAAUGGGAGCAUGCGCCAUUCCAGCUCUACACCAAUCUGGGAGACUCUGGUCUCAAGAUUUCCAGAGUGAUUCUUGGGUGCAUGUCUUUCGGCAAAAAGAGCUGGUCUGAUUUCAUCGUUGAAGAUGAAGAUCAGGUGUUUGAAAUCAUGAAAAAAGCCUACGACAGUGGCAUCAGAACCUUUGACACUGCAGGAAACUACUCCAAUGGCUAUUCUGAGAUCUUGGUUGGCAAAUUCUUGAAGAAGUACAACAUUGACAGAAGAACUAUUGUGAUUUUCACCAAGUGCUACUUCCCGGUGAGCGAGGAGCCUGGUGCCAAUCCUACAAAUGGUUCAGAAGAGGGUGUCAACUAUAUCAACCGUGUCGGACUCUCGAGAAAGGCAAUUUUUGAUGCCGUUGACAAGAGCAUUGAAAGACUUGGAACCUAUGUCGACUUGCUGCAAAUUCACAGGUACGACAGAACUACUCCAGCCAAAGAGACCAUGGAGGCUUUGCACGAUGUUGUCAAGUCUGGCAAGGCUUUAUACAUUGGUGCCUCGUCCAUGAGAGCAUACCAAUUUAUCCGGCUCCAAAAUAUUGCUGAGAAGUACGGCUGGACAAAAUUUGUCUCGAUGCAGAGCUACUAUUCUCUUCUCUACAGGGACGAGGAGGACGAGCUGAUUGCUUAUUGCAAUGAAACAGGUGUUGGUCUCAUCCCUUGGUCCCCGCUGGCGGGGGGUGUUUUAGCCAGGCCCGCUGCCAAGGCGCAUGAUACUACAGUUCGCUCCUCGAACUCUCGGUUUCUUUCCUUUAUUGGUCUUGGUGAACUGACCGAAAAUGAUAAGGAAGUUAUCAACAGAGUGGAAGCUCUUGCUGCUAGGCACAAAGUUUCCAUGGCUACCGUUGCGACAGCAUGGAUCCUGGCUAAAGGACAACACCCAAUAUUGGGAAUUAACAAGCCUGAGAGACUGGACGAUGCAUUGGCUGCUAUUAGCCUCAAACUUUCUGAGGAAGAGGUUCGAUACCUAGAGGAAGCCUACGGCGUGAGAAAACUGCCAGCUUUGUACCACUAG